ACAGCCGUGUCUCGAUGGGGGAGAAUCUCAGAACAGUGUAGUUUGCCCUCCGCUCAUGCAGAGCCUCUCCAUGGCUUCCGUACCUUGAGCAUUAGGCCAGUUCUCCUCUUCUCUCUAAUCCAUCCGUCACCUCUCCUGUCACCUGUUUCCAUGCUGUGAGGUCCAUUCACGGAACACAUCCAUGGCUCUCAUGCUCAGUUUGGUUCUGAGUCUCCUGAAGCUGGGAUCAGGACAGUGGCAGGUGUUUGGGCCAAACAAGGCUGUCCAGGCUUUGGUUGGGGAGGACGCUGCGUUCUCCUGUUUCCUGUUUCCUAAGACCAAUGCAGAGGCCAUGGAAGUGCGGUUCUUCAGGGGCCAGCACUUUAGCGUGGUCCACCUCUACAGGGACGGGAAGGACCAGCCAUUUAUGCAGAUGCCACAGUAUCAAGGCAGGACAAAAUUGGUGAAGGAUUCUAUUGCAGAGGGGCGCCUCUUUCUGAGGCUGGAAAACAUUACUGCGUUGGACGCUGGCCUCUAUGGGUGCUGGAUUGGCUCCCAGUCUUCUUACUACCAGGAGGCCACCUGGGAGCUGCAGGUGUCAGCACUGGGCUCAGUUCCUCUCAUUUCCAUCGUGGGAUAUGUUGACAGAGGCAUCCAGCUACUCUGUCGGUCCUCGGGCUGGUUCCCCCAGCCCAUCGCGAAGUGGAAAGGUCCACAACGACAGGAUUUGUCCGCAGACUCCAGGACAAACACAAACAUGUGUGGCCUGUUUGAUGUGGAGAUCUCCCUGACCGUCCAAGAGAACGCUGGGAGCAUAUCCUGUUCCAUGCAGCAUGCUCAUCUGAGCCAAGAGGUGGAAUCCAGGGUACAGAUAGGAGAUACCUUUUUCCAGCCUAUACCAUGGCCCCUGGCUACCAAAGUACUGGGAACACUCUGCUGUGGCCUACUUUUUGGCAUUGUUGGACUGAAGAUUUUCUUCUCCAAAUUCCAGGGGAAAUUCCAGGCAGAAUUGGACUGGAGAAUAAAGCACAGACAGGCAGAAUUGAGAGAUGCCCGGAAACACGCAGUGGAGGUGACUCUGGACCCAGAGACGGCUCACCCACAGCUCUGCGUUUCUGAUCUGAAAACUGUAACCCAUAGAGAAGCUCCCCAGGUUAUGCCUCACUCUGAGAAGAGAUUUAUAAGGAAGAGUGUGGUGGCUUCUCAGAAUUUCCAAGCAGGGAAACAUUACUGGGAGGUGGACGUGGGACACAAUAAAAGGUGGUACGUGGGAGUGUGCCGGGAUGACGUGAACAGGAAGAAGAAGGUGACUUUGUCUCCCAAUCAUGGGUACUGGAUCCUCGGAUUCAUUGCAGAACAUUUGUAUUUCACGUUAAAUCCCCGUUUUAUCAGCCUCUGCCUCAGGACCCCUCCGACACGAAUAGGGGUCUUCCUGGACUAUGAGUGCGGCACCGUCUCCUUCUUCAACAUAAAUGACCAGUCCCUCAUUUAUACCCUGACAUGUCGGUUUGAAGGUUUAUUGAGGCCCUACAUUGGGCAUCCAUCCUAUAAUGAGCAAAAGGGGACUCCCAUAGUCAUCUGCCCAGUCACCCAGGAAUCAGAGAGAAAGGUCUCUUGGCAAAGCGCCUCUACAAUCUCAGAGACAAGCAACAGUGAGUUCUCACAGGCAGCCACGCCCUUCCUCCCCAGGAGUGAAGUGAUGCGUAGGAUGAAUCACACCUCACAUUCAUCUUUAGGAUACUAAGGUUUGUCUCCCAGAUCCGAAGUCCCGCAGCGGCCAGCCAAGGUGGCUUCCAGAUGAAGGGGGACUGGCCUGUCCAUAUGGGAGUCAGGGGUCAUGGCUGCCCUGAGUGGGGAGGGAAGAAGGCUGACAUUAGAUUUAGUUUCCUCUCACUCCAUCCAGCUAAGUGAUGUUGAAAUAGUCACCACCUCUCAGGUGAGGAACAGUCAGGAAUUCCCAUCUCACAGGCCGUGGUGUAGAUUAAGUAGACAAUGAAUGUGAAUCAUGCUUAGAUCUUGUUGAUGACAGAGUGUAUCCUAAUGGCUUGUUGAUUAUAUCACACUUUCAAUAA
Messenger RNA from Piliocolobus tephrosceles (Ugandan red Colobus), 2051 nucleotides. RefSeq names its product butyrophilin like 8 (gene BTNL8). Gene Ontology annotation, molecular function: signaling receptor binding. Gene Ontology annotation, cellular component: external side of plasma membrane. The record is from RefSeq and is a predicted model, not a curated record. Lineage: Eukaryota; Metazoa; Chordata; Mammalia; Primates; Cercopithecidae. Bases 182 to 1723 code for a protein of 513 amino acids. Gene Ontology annotation, biological process: regulation of cytokine production; T cell receptor signaling pathway. The transcript is spliced from 9 exons.